AUGUCAUUUAAGUCGCGAGAAGAAUCGGAUUAUACGAGUCAUUAUUGUGAAGAGAAUGUUUACAAAUAUUUGGAAAAAGUUGAAGAUAUUCGCGGGUUUUACGUAGUGAUUAUUUCGAACAAAAACCGUCAAAUUCCGCUUUGGGGUCAGAAUAUUAAUGAAGACGAUCCUGACCUUCCUGUCAUGUGGGACUAUCAUGUUAUUCUAAUUCGAAAAGGGACUGACGGCGCACCAUCGUUGGUGUUCGAUUUUGAUUCGAAACUUGACUUUCCGGUUGAUUUUAAUACGUAUUAUGAGCAGACUAUGAAGUAUGCCGUGCAGAAUGUUUUUACCAGAUAUUUUCGCGUUUUUCCUGCGCUCACUUAUCUCUCGUGCUUCUCAUCGGAUCGCCGUCAUAUGCGCGAUGCGCGCGGCCAUUGGAUAAUGCCGCCGCCAGCAUGGGAACCGAUCGUUCAAAAGGACCUCGACAAUUUUCAUAGCGCCUGGAUUGAAAUGAAGAAGCCCAUAUAUGAUUCAGAAAUUUACGACGAGAUGGAAUUUUGCAAUUUUUUCAAACCGUAA
Molecule: messenger RNA, 561 nt
Organism: Caenorhabditis bovis
Lineage: Eukaryota; Metazoa; Nematoda; Chromadorea; Rhabditida; Rhabditidae
Source: the annotation of a GenBank genome assembly